CCCGGGACUUGCUUUCAGGAACAAUGUUCCCUUCAUGGAGCUCAAGGGACUGGACCUCCAAAGACUAGCAUCUGUUCAACCCCAGCUGCAAUUCUAUCAGGAAGCUAGGAUUAAGACUGCCGUAUUCAUGGGGUGCAUGGCCGGAGAGAUUGAGCUAGGCUUCUCCAAUGAUACUACUCAAGUGAACUGGGAAAUGGAGAUGAGAAAAUGGAUGCCGGAAAAUUUCCCCGAUCAGCAAGCGCCAUAUCAAGAUCUUCCCCCUCCACCCGAUCACCAAACGCAUGCAUCAUCGUCUUCCUCAUCGCUGCGAUCACUAUCCACGGAUAACAGCCUCGAGCCCUCGCCUUUCCUAUUCAACAUCCCAAGCACAUCUUAUCACCAGGAGCCACCGAAACAGCCUCUAAUUCAUGAACAAGCAUUCAGACCAACAUCAAGUUCAGUAUUGAUGAGUCCACUUCACCAAGCCAUUCAAUCCUUCAAUCAAACCAGAAACUUCCCAUUCCCAACCCCGGAAACCGAAGACGAUGCAAUCACAAAAGCCAUACUCGCAGUCCUUUCCUCUCCUUCUCCUUCUGCUUCUCCUUCUGCUUCUUCUCCGCAACCAAGUGUUGCUCAAAAUUUCCCAUAUUUUAGCCGAAACGCUACCAGUGCUUUUAACCGAUACAGUCCAGGUUUCGCCCAUUCUAGUUCAACCCCAAUGAUAGCAAGAGUUAGGAGGUCAAGCAUGUUGAAAAGAGCAAUAUCUUUUUUUAGGUCAUUGAGUUCGAUGAGAAACCAAGGAAGGGUACAAGUGCAUGGGGGGAGCAGGCCAACAGAGAACCAGUUGUACCAUAUGAUAUCAGAGAGAAAAAGGAGAGAGAAACUCAAUGAGAGCUUUCAAGCCUUGAGAUCACUCCUUCCUCCUGGAACAAAGAAAGACAAAGCGUCAGUGCUUUCAGGCACGUCCGAGUACUUGAACUCUUUGAGAUCUCAAGUUGUGGAGCUCACUAGAAGGAACCAGGUUCUGGAGACACAGCUUUUGCCUAAAACAAAACCACGCGACGAUCAAGAAGGGAGUACUGAUGAGUCCUCAUAUCGAAGGCUAGAUGUUAAGGUUGUGAAUGUGGUGGCAGCUGAAUCGUCGUCGUCGUCGGGAGCUCGAAUCGUCGACUUAUUCGUGGUGGUGAGAGGUGGCGGCUGUGACGUUUUGGAUUUGGUGAUCGGAAUAUUGGAGUUCUUGAAGAAGGAUGAGAGGGUCGGCUUCAUCUCUGUGGAAGCAGAUACGAAGGUGGAGGAAUCAAUUUCUGUCAAUCGGGUUGUAUCGAGAUUGAAAAUUGAGGGAAGUGAAUGGGACGAGUCGACCUUCCAAGAAGCUGUGGGGAAGGUGGUUGCUGACCUGGCAAAGUGACAAGUAGACCUUUCCACCACACAACACGUGUACUACACCUUUAGAGGAGCAAUCGUACGCUGCGGCGGCGCUAAGUCACGGUCUGUUCAGAAUAUCCAACCGCCAUUCGCGGCCGUCUGAUAGUAGAAGUCCUUGUAUGGAUCGUUGAUUUCUGCUUAAUUGAUUAGUUUUGCAGAUUUUACAAUUUUGAUAGUGAUGAGAAGAAACGUUGUAUACUUUGCAUCUUAUGAAUCAUGUUCAACGAAUGCAGGGUACCGUUUCGCCGUGUUUUGGAUCUGGAAUUUGGACGGGGGGAUUU
Rhododendron vialii is the source of this 1685-nucleotide messenger RNA. Its product is annotated as putative transcription factor bHLH041. The record is from RefSeq and is a predicted model, not a curated record. The coding region runs from base 35 to 1387 and encodes 450 amino acids. Gene Ontology annotation, molecular function: protein dimerization activity. The transcript is spliced from 6 exons. NCBI's taxonomy places the organism in Eukaryota, Viridiplantae, Streptophyta, Magnoliopsida, Ericales, Ericaceae.